UUGCCUCGUGGCGAUGCCAAGUUAGCCUCGGAUUUCUGCGAUUCCGGCUACCAGGAGUUGCGCAGUCCUAUAGCGUCAUCUUGUACAACCCUGCUCGACCUCGGCACUCGACCAGGCCAAAGUGUAAUCACUUUUGAGAGCUUGCAGGCGACCAAUCUGGAAGAGAAACCAUCUAAAGAUUUGGCGAGUUCUGCGGUUACUCCGGCAAUGAAUAGCAGCACUCUGUUCUCUGACCAGGAUCUGGUUUACCCCAGAGUCUACAGUCAAGAUCGACCUCGGGAUGCCUCUUGCCAAAAUGGCUUUUACCGACAAGUUGACCCGACUCAAACAGAAGCUAGAUCCCCUGACCAAAGUGCAUUGCCUCUUUCGCUGGCCAGACCCCAAUUGCAGCCGCAACAGGAGGUAUGGGAGUCCUUUAAACAUGUUGGUCCUGAAAUAGGAGAUGAUAAUAGAGGGCAGGAUAGUGAACAAGAUCGAGAUCGCAGUCGAAACCGGGAUCAGACGCCAACAAUGGACCAGUUACAGCGUUCCCCACCAGCCUUGGUACCAAGAUCUCCGAUCGCUGGUAGCCAUCACCUGUCAGGACAGGAGGAAUUGCGAGAGUUUUCAGCGUCUGCCUCAGUUUGGAAAAAUCAGCGCAUUGGUGAGACGAAUGGCUCAAGAAGCCGGAUCGAGGAACCAGAAGAAACGAGAAUAGGGACAAGCAGCCAAAUUCAGGCAUCAUUCCCUCUAUAA
Molecule: messenger RNA, 735 nt
Organism: Protopolystoma xenopodis
Lineage: Eukaryota; Metazoa; Platyhelminthes; Monogenea; Polystomatidea; Polystomatidae
Source: the annotation of a GenBank genome assembly